Molecule: messenger RNA, 2812 nt
Organism: Loxodonta africana (African savanna elephant)
Lineage: Eukaryota; Metazoa; Chordata; Mammalia; Proboscidea; Elephantidae
Gene: RADX
Product: RPA1 related single stranded DNA binding protein, X-linked
Exons: 14
Coding region: 1-2568 (855 amino acids)
Biological process (GO): regulation of DNA repair
Cellular component (GO): replication fork
Molecular function (GO): single-stranded DNA binding
Source: RefSeq, a predicted model, not a curated record
AUGUCUGGUAAAUCAGGCCAGCCUGAGGCUGGCCCCUCACAUGCUGGACAAGACCAGCGGAGACGUGAGAGAGAUCGGGCUGGGGUCUCGGGAGGGGUGAUCCGAAGGGCCGGUGCCCAAGGGCCCAGGUCCUGGAUACAAAAGGUUUUUGAGCAAAUUAUUGACACACCUCGCCAGUGGGUCAGCCUCUCGGAGGUGGUGCCUGUCGCUGUGCUGGCCGUCCAAAGGUACUUGUUAGAGGAUGAGCCACGCGACAUGCUGCCCAAGCUUCCCCUUUACUGCUAUGAUGUGACGAUCUCAGACGGGGUGUACCAGGAGAAGUGCUACCUGGAUCCCCGCCUAAACUCUCUCGUAUAUAAAAAUAUUCUUAAAGUUGGCAAAGAAGUGAGAAUUACCAGAGUCUCGUGUGUUUACAACGAGAAAAGGAUAGGCCAAGGGACCCUAUGCAUAAAUAAAGUCCACUGUGGGGAGACCUUGAAAGCUAUCUCUUUAGAAACUCCCUUCAGAAAUCGCGCUCAUGAGCAGAAACCAGAGAGGCCCUUAAGGGGCGGGAAGAGUCACUACAUGGCGCUCUGGAAUAACGAAGAUCCAUAUGGUGAUAUCUGGUUAACCAGCAAGCGAGCUAAGGAAUACAAUUUAAGCACUAUCAAAAUAAUUUCUCUUUCUCACCUUGAAAUGACCUGGUCUACCAGAAAGAAUUUUCCUGCAUUGCUUGUAAGAAUCUUAUAUAAAUCGAAACUGCGAUACUAUGGGAAACCUGAUAAAAAGAUAACUGAGCCAUACCAGACCUUUUUGGAAGUUGCUGACAGUUCAGGGAUGGUUUCAGUCAUUAUGUGGAAUGCCCUGUGUCCUGAGUGGUAUAAAUCUUUGCAGGUCGGUUUAGUUCUUCUGCUUCGACAUUAUACCGUUAAGAAGAGUUAUCCGUUCAGGAUGCAGCCUCCCCCUGUGGAUCCACAGAUGAAAAUAAUUUCUAAAAUUGAAAUCUGCCUGAACCUCCAAGAUCCUCCAGCUAAUAUAAAAAUCAUUCCGGAAACGCAGGUGCAAUCAGAAUGGAGAUUGCCACAAUUAAAUCACCGAUUUGUCACAAGAUCAGAACUGGAUAAUUUGCCAGAAAAUCAUCUCUGUGAUGUUAUUGGGAUUUUAGUUUUUGUAGGAAGGGUCCAGCGGUUAAAAAAGAAAGAAAACAGUGAAGAUUUUUGGACAUAUCGCUGGAUUCAUAUUGCUGAUGGGACUUCAGAACAACCAUUUAUUGUGGAAUUGUUUUCUACAUCUCAGCCAGAAAUCUUUGAAAAUCUUUACCCAAUGACAUAUGUCCUGUGUACUCAGUUGAAAGUUGUGAGAAAUAAUGACCAAGUACCUAAACUGCUUUACCUCACUACUACAAAUGAGAGUCAAGUGUUUAUUACUGGUCAAAAAGGCCAGCCGUAUGCCUACGAUGUCAAGGUAAAAAAUAUUACUCAGUGGAUUAAAACAAAGACUGAUGCUGGGGAAAUGAAGAAUACUGUUUUUGGUGGCUAUUACCCCUAUCCACCAGUGCCGGAGACAUUUUCGAAGUACAGUAGUUCUGUUAAAGUUGAGUCGCUGUUGACAGCUAUAAGUGAAGUGCGGAAGGAGAUUGAAGACUUGCAGUAUAGGGAACAAAAGCGCAUAGCAAUUCAGGGGAUAAUUACUGUUAUAAAGUACAUCCCCGAUCGCCGUGCAACUGAAAGUGCUUCAACAUCAGAAACACUUCGGAAUGCUAACCUCCCCACAACAUCCCAAGCAGCAAGAGGAGAAAGUCAAAGUCAAGAAAGAGAUGGUAAACGGCAUCAUCAUGACGGUGAUCCUGUGAGUUCUCAAACGACAUCUUCAAGUUUGAGUCCUAGCAAGAAAAAAAGAGUUCUGCAAGGCCCAGAUGCUAAAGUAGUUGCUGUACCUCAGCCAGAAACUUCUUCACAAGCAAAAGGAAAUAAACCAGACAUGCCAAGCACUGUUCGACGUCAAGAAAGCACAAGCACUCAUUCCCUAGGGAAAGCCAGAAAACCUAUAAGUGAUAAGUGGGAGAGUCAGCUAUGGAGAGAAAAAAGGUUUCGUUUAAUAGAUCACCUACAUUAUAGCCACGUUUAUCCUGAAAGUAUUCCACGGAGAUUUAUUUUCGAACACAGGGAGUUUCUCACUCAGCAGUAUAAUACUCAACCUUCAAAAUAUAUACCACCAGAAGAAGGGUCCCCAAAACUUGAAGAUUUUAAGAGUGCCUGUAGCCUUGGACACUUUGAAGUAACCAUCCUAGGUCUGAACCAUGAGAUAGCAAUCGAUGUUGCAUUCCUGCCCAUGUACUGUCCUGAAGAUGUCCAAACAUCACAAAUAGACACAUUACUAACCUGCAUGAAUUACAGCUGUGUGUUUCCACCAGAAGUGACUGGCAAUGACAGACUCCUAGGUCCAAGAGCACUUGCAGGUGAUAUUAUCAAAGCAGUAACUGAAUUGAAUAGAGUACAUAUCAUCGGUAUCUUGGAUAUCUGUAAUUUGGGUGAUGAUAAAAUAGAAGUCUGUUUGCAGAAAAUUUAUACUCCAGAGAAUAUUUAUUAAAAGUUGGCAGAUGAAAUUAUUACAGGCGGGGAGCACGGCUUUGAAGCUAUUCUGUCAUUUCAUUGGUAAUUUCAGUAGCUGUUUUUCAGCAAAAAUUACAUGAGCUCUAAAGUUAUUAAAUGGUUUUAUGUUUGUCUUGUAUUUAGUGAUGACACAUUUCAUUGUAGAUUCAAUAUUGAAAAGGUCAUCAAAACACAAUUUUUGUCUAUCAAGAAAACUUACUUUUCUUCUACAUGACUAUUAU